This is a messenger RNA of Hirsutella rhossiliensis, 474 nucleotides long. RefSeq names its product transcription initiation factor IID, 18kD subunit domain-containing protein. Gene Ontology annotation, molecular function: protein heterodimerization activity. The transcript is spliced from 2 exons. Gene Ontology annotation, biological process: transcription by RNA polymerase II; RNA polymerase II preinitiation complex assembly. The record is from RefSeq and is a predicted model, not a curated record. The coding region runs from base 1 to 474 and encodes 157 amino acids. Lineage: Eukaryota; Fungi; Ascomycota; Sordariomycetes; Hypocreales; Ophiocordycipitaceae. Gene Ontology annotation, cellular component: transcription factor TFIID complex.
AUGGAGCCGCGAGCAAGAGCCGGCAAAAAUGUCGGCAAAAUGAACUUUUCCCACAACGAGCUGGCGCAGCUCCUCUUUGCGCACGGCGACGUCAAGAACCCGCUGCCGGAGACGGUGCGCGUGCUCGACGAGAUCCUGACCGACUUUAUGCAAUCCAUUGCCUUCGAGGCCACGCGCGCCGCUCACUACUCGGGCCGCCAGAAGAUCAAAUAUGAGGACUUUGAGUUUGCCUUUCGCAAGAACCCGGCCUUCCUCGGCAAGGUGCAGGAGGUGUUUGAGAAGCAAAAGGAGAUCAAAAAGGCGCGCGAGAUCCUCCGCGACGGCGAGGACGAGAUCAUGAAGGACGCGGCCGAGGAGGAGAAGAGGAGGGAAAAGGUCGACGAGAGGCCGCCGCGUGCCCGGGCCGAGGAGGAGCUUGGGGAGGCCGACGACGAUGCCGAUGCCGAGGCCGAUGCCCUGGGCAAGAAGCGAUGA